Molecule: messenger RNA, 1041 nt
Organism: Marmota flaviventris (yellow-bellied marmot)
Lineage: Eukaryota; Metazoa; Chordata; Mammalia; Rodentia; Sciuridae
Source: RefSeq, a predicted model, not a curated record
AUGCGGCUGCUGUUCCUGGCGGUGCUGCGGCCGCACACCGGCAACGCGGUGACGGCCGAGCGAGUCCGGGACCAUCUAGAAGCGGCAGGACACGUGUGCAUUUUGAAAGACGCCUUUGACUUUGAAAGCCCGUCUGAAGUCUCAGACCUCAUUGCGGCUGAGAACUUGGAGGCAGCUCUGGCUCUUCACCUCUACAGGGGAGGCCGACUCUUACAAGGUCAUCAAAUUCCUUUUGGAAUCAUCUUCGGGGGAACGGAUUUAAACGAGGAUGCCAACCACAGGGAAAAAAACGAAGUGAUGGGGAGAGUGCUCGAGGAAGCCAGAUUUGCUGUCGCCUUCACGGAGUCGAUGAAGGAGAUGGCACAGACGCAGUGGCCACACGCUAAGAACAAGAUCUAUGUCCAAAGUCAAGGAAUUGCAACAAUACCGAAUGCCGCUUUUAACUGGAACAGCUUUCUUCAGCGCUCAGAGAUUAACCAAAAUGCUGACAACCUGCACGUGUUCCUUCUGAUCUGCGGGCUCAGGCAAGUCAAAGACCCGCUCUACCUGGUGGAUGCCUUUUCAGAAUGGCAUCAAGAAGAGCCCAACGUUUACAUGGUAAUUGUGGGCCCUGAAGUUGACCCCGUGUUCACCAGGGAAGUGAAAGCCAGGGUGAAGAGGGCAGCCGGGGUCCGGCUGAUGGGGGAGAUGCAGCGGGAGGACCUGCAUGCGGCCUUGAGGAACUGCUUCGCUCUGGUGAACAGCUCUGUCUCUGAGGGCAUGUCGGCCGCCAUUCUGGAGGCGAUGGAUCUGGAGGUCCCUGUGUUGGCCAGGAACAUCCCUGGAAAUGCCGCCCUGGUGAAGCAUGGAGUCACUGGGCUGCUGUUCGCUGAUCCCCAGGAAUUUGUGCAGCUGGCGAAGAGACUCAUCCGUGAUCCUGCGCUGGAGAGAGAGAUCGUGGCCCAGGGGCGGGCGCACGUGCAGAGGCACCACUCCUGGCAGGCGGAGAGGGAGACCUACCAGCACCUGGUGGGGAAACUGCAGGGGCCCCUGGAGGGCUGA